Molecule: messenger RNA, 1260 nt
Organism: Aspergillus calidoustus
Lineage: Eukaryota; Fungi; Ascomycota; Eurotiomycetes; Eurotiales; Aspergillaceae
Source: the annotation of a GenBank genome assembly
AUGACAGACCGCGAGCGCGAAGCCCUCGAGUUCUCCGACGACGUCUCAGAAGAUGGUCUAUACCACCACCCAACCUCCUCCUCAUCCCCUUCCCCCCCGGGCCGAUUCACACGCUUCGCCCGCCCAUUAAUCGACUACGUCCGCAACGCCGACUGGCAGCCCGGCGCCAAAUACACGCACCUCACCUCCUCCGUCUCGGACCGGUCCGAGUCGCCGAAAAAAUGGGCGGCCAUGGUCGUGUCGAUCGUCACGGCGCCGCGCUUCCGGAGAUACGUCGUUGUUUAUCUCGGUCUUGUCCUUGCCUGCUGGAUCGGGUGGCAGUAUUUCCUCUUUCCGAGAUUAAAGGAGAAUUCGGCGCUGCUGCAUUCGCUCGAUCCGAAACAGAGGAAUAAGGCCGGCGGGUGGUUUGGGACGAGUGCGCUGCCGCAGUUGGAGGAUGUGAUUCAGUUGAAGGAGUUGGAUAAGGCGUUUUUGCCUGCGAAGAUGGCGCCCGAGGAGGGGCAGUCGAAUGAGCGGAGGUUGAUUUUCGUUGGGGAUGUGCAUGGGUGCAAGACGGAGUUGGAACAACUGCUCGACAAAGUCUCCUUUGACGCCGAGCACGACCACCUAAUAUUCACCGGCGAUUUGAUCGAAAAGGGCCCCGACAGCGCCGGCGUCGUCGACCUCGCCCGAGACUACAACGCCUCCUGCGUCCGCGGCAACCACGACGACCGAGUCCUCGUCCUCCGCCACGAAAUGCUCUCGUCAAACCUCACCGAUGAAGAGCUAAACACAUACCACCCGCUAGACGCCAAGUCCCGCAAGCUCGCCCGCGAGCUGACCGACGAGCAAGCAGACUACCUGGGCGACUGCCCCGUCAUCCUGAACGUCGGCCCCGUCGCAAACAUGGGCCAAGUCGUCGUCGCUCACGGUGGUCUCGUGCCGGGAGUCGACCUCGACAAGCAGGACCCGUUUAGCGUCAUGAACAUGCUCUCCAUCGACCUCGCAACGCACGUACCCAGCCCCGUCCGAGACAAGGGCAUGAAGUGGACAAAGCUAUUCAACAAACACCAAUCCCUCGCCCUCUCAUCCAAAAACGGGGUUACAACAGUGAUCUACGGCCACGACGCCAAAUCGGGCCUCUCGCUCAAGGAGUACACCAAGGGCAUCGACUCGGGUUGCGUAAAGGGCGGCAAGUUAACCGCCUACGUGAUAUCCGAUGGCGGCGAGGAAAAGACCGUGCAGGUGCGGUGUCAGAAUUAUAUGAAAGGGGAGACGUAA